Nelumbo nucifera (sacred lotus) is the source of this 1379-nucleotide messenger RNA. Its product is annotated as WD repeat-containing protein VIP3. The record is from RefSeq and is a predicted model, not a curated record. Lineage: Eukaryota; Viridiplantae; Streptophyta; Magnoliopsida; Proteales; Nelumbonaceae. Gene Ontology annotation, cellular component: Cdc73/Paf1 complex. Gene Ontology annotation, molecular function: protein binding.
AAAAUCAGAUUUGGGUCCAAAAAAAUGGACUUAGUGUAAAAGCGGUUUUCCAUUUUUCCCCAAACUAGCUUCGUUGGCGCGCAGGGAAGAAAAAAGCACCAGAGAUAGAGGGAGCUUUCUUCUUCUCACUUUUUCUCUUAGGGCUCCUGUUUAUAGGUUUUAUGCUUUAGCAAUGAAGCUUGCAGGACUGAAAUCGAUUGAAAACGCUCAUGACGAAUCAGUAUGGGCAGUUACUUGGGUUCCUGCAACUGACGCCCGACCUGCUCUUCUGCUCACUGGAUCUCUCGACGAGACUGUGAAAUUAUGGAGGCCAGACGAGCUCGUCUUGGAGGGUACCAACACGGGUCACUGCCUCGGCGUGGUCUCUGUCGCUGCCCAUCCUUCCGGAGUGAUCGCAGCUUCUGCUUCUCUCGAUAGCUUUGUUCGGGUUUUUGAUGUCGAUACAAAUGCCACAAUCGCCACUCUCGAAGCUCCACCGUCGGAAGUCUGGCAAAUGCGGUUUGAUCCCAAGGGUACCAUUCUAGCAGUUGCUGGUGGAGGCAGUGCAUCCGUCAAGCUGUGGGACACUGCAACAUGGCAACUAUUAGCCACCCUAGCUGUUCCACGCCCUGAAGGAUCCCGGCCCUCUGAUAGAAGUGGCAGUGGUAAGUUUGUCCUCUCAGUCGCAUGGAGUCCAGAUGGGAGAAGAUUGGCAUGCGGUUCCAUGGAUGGUACAAUCUCCAUCUUUGAUGUAGCCCGGGCGAAGUUCCUCCACCAUCUGGAAGGCCAUUUCAUGCCCGUGCGCUCACUUGUGUACUCCCCAAUAGAUGAACGGGUACUUUUUUCAGCUUCAGAUGAUGCGCAUGUGCACAUGUAUGAUGCAGAGGGUAAGACCCUGGUUGGGGCUAUGUCAGGUCAUGCAAGCUGGGUUUUGAGUCUGGAUGUGAGCCCAGAUGGUGCGGCACUAGCCACAGGCUCCAGUGACCGCACUGUGCGGCUUUGGGAUCUAAACAUGAGGGCCGCUGUACAAACAAUGAGCAAUCACACAGACCAGGUCUGGGGAGUGGCAUUCCGCCCACCAGGGGGAACUGGUGUCCGGGCAGGUCGGCUUGUGAGCGUGUCAGACGAUAAGAGCAUAUCUUUGUAUGAUUACUCAGGAAGGUAGCAAGUUCGUUAAGAUGGUGGGAUGCUGAUGAUUUGCUUCUGCUUCAACAUGUGCCUUUAGCUUCUUGCUAAUUUUUAUUUUUAUGUUUCGAAAAAAACUGAAAAAGUUUUGUUCUAUUUAUCAAUUUCUAAUUCUAAUUUAUCUUUGAUUUUGCUGGCGGAAAUGUUGUGAUCAUGGAAUGCAAGGAACUUUAACAUGUUUAAGUUGUGAAAUGUUUGACUUUAUCAUUUUUUUU